Molecule: messenger RNA, 5492 nt
Organism: Mus pahari (shrew mouse)
Lineage: Eukaryota; Metazoa; Chordata; Mammalia; Rodentia; Muridae
Gene: Thsd7a
Product: thrombospondin type 1 domain containing 7A
Exons: 28
Coding region: 255-5195 (1646 amino acids)
Biological process (GO): actin cytoskeleton organization
Cellular component (GO): plasma membrane
Source: RefSeq, a predicted model, not a curated record
ACCUGCCAGUCUGCUCGCCAUGGCAGCGGCGGCAGCAUCCCCGCCAGCAUCCCCGCCAGCCAGCGGUGGCGGCGGUGGCGUCCACGGCCGCCGCUGAUGCUAUUGUUCCCUAGUGUUAGUUGCUCUUUGGCUGCUUUUCAUCUGGAGCGAACAAUAGGAGCAGCGAGAGCUUUGCUUUCUCUACUGGUGGAGAAGGAAGGACCGUCCCCUGCGAGAGUGGUGCGGCUCCGGAGGCUGGAGCGGCUGCGGACAGCAUGGGGUUGGGAGCCGGGCGCCUGGAGUCCCCGAGCCGGGGCGUCCUGCAGCUGCUGAGGUUGCCACUGCUCUUGCUACUCCUGCUGAGCUCUGGAGCCCGCGGGGCUGCGGCGCAGGGAGACACCGAGGUGCCCACCCUCUAUCUGUGGAAGACGGGUCCCUGGGGACGGUGCAUGGGCGAUGACUGUGGACCGGGUGGCAUCCAGACUCGGGCUGUGUGGUGUGCUCACGUGGAAGGCUGGACAACGUUACAUACGAACUGCAAGCAGGCUGUGAGACCAAGUAACCAGCAAAAUUGUUUCAAAGUGUGUGACUGGCACAAGGAGUUGUACGACUGGAGGCUGGGACCCUGGGAUCGGUGUCAGCCUGUGAUUUCGAAAAGCCUCGAGAAAGCACGAGAAUGCGUGAAGGGGGAGGAAGGCAUCCAGGUGAGAGAGAUAAUGUGCAUCCAGAAGGACAAGGACAUUCCGGCAGAGGACAUCAUCUGCGAGUACUUUGAACCGAAGCCCCUCCUGGAACAGGCCUGCCUCAUCCCUUGCCAGAAAGACUGCAUCGUGUCCGAGUUCUCGCCCUGGUCCGAGUGUUCCAGGACCUGUGGCAGUGGCCUGCAGCACCGCACGAGGCACGUGGUUGCACCGCCACAGUAUGGAGGCUCUGGCUGUCCCAACCUCACCGAGUUUCAGGUGUGCCAGUCCAACCCCUGCGAGGAGGAUGAGAGCUUGUAUAGCUUGCAGGUGGGGCCCUGGAGCGCAUGCUCAGUACCACACUCACGGCAAGCCAGGCAAGCCAGGCGUCGUGGCAAGAACAAGGAGAGGGAAAAGGAGAGAGGAAAAGCAGUGAAGGACCCAGAGGCCCGUGAGCUCAUCAAGAAGAAGAGAAACAGAAACAGACAAAACAGACAGGAGAACAGAUACUGGGACAUCCAGAUUGGCUAUCAGACCCGGGACGUGAUGUGCUUAAACAGGACUGGGAAAUCUGCAGACCUCAGCUUUUGCCAGCAAGAGAGACUGCCCAUGACCUUCCAGUCCUGCGUGAUCACCAAAGAGUGCCAGGUGUCUGAGUGGUUGGAAUGGAGCCCAUGUUCAAAAACAUGCCACGAUGUCACCUCUCCUACAGGCACUCGAGUAAGGACAAGGACCAUCACGCAGUUUCCGAUUGGAAGCGAGAAGGAGUGUCCAGCGCUGGAGGAGAAGGAGCCCUGUUUGUCUCAGGGAGAUGGAGCUGUCCUCUGUGCUACGUAUGGCUGGAGAACUACAGAGUGGACAGAGUGCCACGUGGACCCUUUGCUUAGUCAGCAGGACAAGAGGCGUGCCAACCAGACAGCCCUCUGUGGAGGUGGUAUCCAGACCAGGGAAAUAUACUGCGUACAAACCAACGACAACCUGCUCUCCCAUGUAAAUACACAGAAAGACAAAGAAGCUUCAAAACCAGUGGACUCAAAAUUAUGCACUGGUCCUGUUCCUAACACCACACAGUUGUGCCACGUUCCUUGUCCAAUUGAAUGUGAGGUUUCGCCUUGGUCAGCCUGGGGACCAUGCACUUUUGAAAACUGUAAUGACCAGCAAGGCAAGAAAGGAUUCAAAUUAAGGAAGCGGCGCAUUACUAAUGAGCCUACUGGAGGUUCUGGGGCAACUGGAAACUGCCCUCACUUAUUGGAAGCCAUUCCCUGUGAAGAGCCAUCCUGCUAUGACUGGAAAUCAGUCAGACUCGGAGACUGUGAACCAGAUAAUGGAAAAGCCUGUGGGCCUGGCACUCAAGUUCAAGAGGUCGUGUGCAUCAACAGUGAUGGAGAAGAAGUGGACAGACAGCUCUGUAGAGAUGCAAUCUUUCCUAUCCCUGUGGCCUGUGAUGCCCCAUGCCCGAAGGACUGUGUACUCAGUGCGUGGUCCUCGUGGUCCUCCUGUUCACAUACCUGCUCUGGGAAAACCACAGAAGGGAAACAGAUCCGAGCUCGGUCAAUUCUGGCCUAUGCAGGUGAAGAAGGUGGAAUUCAUUGCCCUAACAGCAGUGCUUUGCAAGAGGUGCGCAGCUGCAAUGAGCAUCCUUGCACUGUGUACCACUGGCAAACUGGUCCCUGGGGUCAAUGCAUAGAGGACACGUCGGUGUCAUCCUUCAAUACGACUACGACAUGGAAUGGGGAGGCCUCAUGUUCUGUUGGCAUGCAGACACGCAAAGUCAUCUGUGUGCGAGUCAACGUGGGCCAAGUGGGACCUAAGAAGUGUCCUGAAAGCCUGCGGCCUGAAACAGUGAGACCCUGCUUGCUUCCUUGUCGGAAGGACUGUAUCGUGACUCCAUACAGUGACUGGACUCCAUGUCCCUCUUCAUGCAGAGAAGGAGACUCUGGAGCCAGGAAGCAGUCUCGACAGCGAGUCAUCAUUCAGCUGCCAGCCAACGGUGGCAAGGAAUGCUCAGAUCCACUAUAUGAAGAGAAGGACUGUGAAGCCCCUCCCACAUGUCACAGCUACAGGUGGAAGACACACAAAUGGCGCAGGUGCCAGUUAGUUCCUUGGAGCAUUCAACAGGAUGUCCCUGGAGCACAGGAAGGCUGCGGGCCUGGGCGGCAGGCAAGAGCCAUUACUUGUCGAAAGCAAGAUGGAGGGCAGGCUAGCAUCCAGGAGUGCCUCCAGUAUGCAGGCCCUGUGCCAGCCCUGACCCAGGCUUGCCAGGUCCCCUGCCAGGAUGACUGUCAAUUUACCAGCUGGUCCAAGUUUUCUUCAUGCAACGGAGACUGCGGUGCAGUUAGGACCAGAAAGCGUGCUAUUGUUGGAAAAAGUAAAAAGAAGGAAAAAUGUAAAAACUCUCAUUUGUACCCUCUGAUCGAGACCCAGUAUUGUCCCUGUGACAAAUAUAAUGCACAGCCGGUGGGGAACUGGUCAGACUGUAUUUUACCGGAAGGGAAGGCUGAGGUGCUGCUGGGAAUGAAGGUACAAGGCGACAGCAAGGAAUGUGGGCAAGGAUACCGUUACCAAGCGAUGGCGUGCUACGAUCAAAAUGGCAGACUUGUGGAAACAUCGCGAUGCAACAGCCAUGGUUACAUAGAGGAGGCUUGCAUCAUCCCCUGUCCCUCAGACUGCAAGCUCAGUGAGUGGUCCAACUGGUCCCGCUGCAGCAAGUCCUGUGGCAGUGGAGUGAAGGUCCGGUCCAAGUGGCUGCGUGAAAAGCCUUAUAACGGAGGAAGGCCUUGCCCCAAACUGGACCAUGUCAACCAGGCGCAGGUGUACGAGGUUGUCCCGUGCCACAGUGACUGCAACCAGUACAUAUGGGUCACAGAGCCGUGGAGUGUGUGCAAGGUGACCUUUGUGGACAUGCGAGACAACUGUGGAGAAGGUGUGCAGACCCGAAAAGUGAGAUGCAUGCAGAAUACAGCAGAUGGCCCUUCUGAACAUGUGGAGGAUUACCUGUGUGACCCAGAAGAUAUGCCCUUGGGCUCUAGAGAGUGUAAACUCCCAUGCCCCGAGGACUGUGUGAUAUCUGAAUGGGGACCGUGGACACAGUGUGCUUUGCCUUGCAAUCCAAGUGGUUCGAGGCAGAGGUCAGCCGAUCCCAUCAGACAGCCUGCUGAUGAAGGAAGAGCCUGCCCUGAUGCUGUGGAGAAAGAGCCCUGUAACCUGAACAAAAACUGUUACCACUAUGACUAUAAUGUCACAGACUGGAGUACGUGUCAGCUGAGCGAGAAGGCGGUUUGUGGGAAUGGCAUUAAAACAAGAAUGUUGGACUGUGUUCGAAGUGAUGGCAAGUCUGUUGACCUAAAGUACUGUGAAGAGCUUGGGCUGGAAAAGAAUUGGCAAAUGAACACAUCCUGCACAGUGGAAUGCCCUUUGAACUGUCAGCUUUCUGACUGGUCUCCUUGGUCAGAAUGUUCUCAAACAUGUGGACUCACAGGAAAAAUGAUACGAAGAAGAACUGUAACCCAGCCCUUUCAAGGUGAUGGGAGACCCUGCCCUUCUCUGAUGGAACAGUCCAAGCCUUGCCCAGUAAAGCCAUGUUAUCGGUGGCAAUAUGGCCAGUGGUCUCCAUGCCAAGUUCAGGAGGCUCAGUGUGGAGAAGGAACCAGGACACGGAAUAUUUCCUGUGUUGUGAGUGAUGGCUCAGCUGAGGAUUUCAGCAAAGGGGUGGAUGAAGAGUUCUGUGCGAACACUGAGCUCAUCAUAGAUGGUAAUAAACGAAUAGUUCUGGAGGAAACCUGCACCCAGCCCUGCCCAGGUGACUGUUAUUUGAAUGACUGGUCUUCAUGGAGUCUGUGUCAACUGACCUGUGUAAAUGGUGAGGAUCUUGGCUUUGGUGGAACACAGGUCCGGUCCAGAGCAGUGAUUAUACAAGAACUGGAGAAUCAACACCUAUGUCCAGAGCAGAUGUUAGAAACAAAAUCAUGUGAUGAUGGACAGUGCUACGAGUACAAGUGGGUGGCAAGUGCUUGGAAGGGCUCCUCUCGGACCGUCUGGUGCCAAAGGUCAGACGGCGUAAAUGUAACAGGGGGCUGCUUGGUGGGGAGCCAGCCUGAUGCUGACAGGUCUUGUAACCCACCCUGUAGUCAACCCCACUCAUAUUGUAGUGAGAUGAAGACCUGCCGCUGUGAAGAAGGGUACACGGAAGUCAUGUCCUCUAACAGCACCCUUGAGCAGUGCACACUUAUCCCUGUGGUGGUGAUUCCCACAGUGGAGGAUAAAAGAGGAGAUGUGAAAACCAGUCGGGCAGUUCACCCAACCCAACCCUCCAGUAACCCAGCAGGAAGGGGCAGGACAUGGUUUCUACAGCCAUUUGGGCCAGAUGGAAGAUUAAAGACCUGGGUUUAUGGUGUCGCAGCUGGGGCAUUUGUGCUGUUAGUCUUCAUUGUCUCCAUGAUUUAUCUAGCGUGCAAAAAGCCAAAGAAACCCCAAAGACGGCAGAACAACCGCCUCAAACCUUUAACCUUAGCAUAUGAUGGAGACGCUGAUAUGUAACAUUGACUUUUCCUGGACACAACCAGACUUGGCCUUUUCCCUUUAUAGUAGACAUCCAGAGGCCAGAGUGCCAGUAUUCAAAUGUGUGAGUUAUAAUUAACUUUAACUGUUAUAACACCAUCAUUUAGAAAAAGGAGAAAAUCCUACUCCCUCUGGGACUAUUCGAGACAGUACCACUGACAUGUAGAGUCGGCUCUGAGAAUUCUAAGAGAUGCAGUGAAGUGCAUGCUGUGUCCUGAGAGUUUUGUGGCAUCUUUUCUGAAAUCCACCCAAUUGUUGCAAAAAGAAAAAAAAAAA